AUGUCCGGCCCAAAUCCAGUGAUCCCAAACCUCGCUGCUUCUGGCCAACAGAGCCCUUGCGACUACGAACACAUCCGGUUGGCUGGAGUAUCCGUAGCUUCUCAGAUGCGUAGAUUGGCGUCGACUCACUUAGAGCCUGGCAGCGUUGAGGGAAUAACGGCUGCCGAGGUCAUCGACGGAGAGGUCGAACGCAUCAAGGCCGUUCGUCGGCAAAUUGGCGGCGCAGCUGACUGGAUCAAGUGGGUGUCACAAACCGCCAAGUCGGCGUUCAUACCUGCAAUUUUCCGUCUCCGCUUUUCCAGGCCGCUGCGCACUGCUCACUGGAACGUCAACGGCGCCAAUGUCGCCAGCGGGUCGGGAUUUCACACAGUCGAGCGCGGUUACAGCAUGCUCUUCGAUGGUGAAGACUCCGAUCAUUUGAAAGUGUACAAUGGGAACAUGCCGCCUACCAUGCCAUGGCCGAGGCACAGCCGCAUAAGUGGAAAACUGCCUGCGGGUCUUCCGGUAGGCAAUCCAGAGGGGCGUAGAGGACAUCGCGUGAGGCGGAGAUACGGAAAUGCUCAGCCACGGCGAGAACGCUCAGGAGAUGAAGCUUACGGUGCGGCUGGGGGAACGACUGGCGAAUGGGGGACGUUGAGCGGCUGGGAGCGCAUUGGGAGCAUGGCCUGGGAGGGCAAAGCUGGAGCCGAACGCUUGGACAACGUCGAGUCCCUACAAGAAUAAGGAAGAGUGGUCGGCGACAAGGAGGUGCCUUUCGGCGCCAUAUGGCGGGUUUCGCGGCUGAAAUCAUUGCGGCCACCGGCGACAUGAAAAGCGACUUCGAAAACGCGGUUGACAAGAAAUCUAUUGCGU
This is a messenger RNA of Laetiporus sulphureus 93-53, 852 nucleotides long. RefSeq lists its product as uncharacterized. The transcript is spliced from 4 exons. Lineage: Eukaryota; Fungi; Basidiomycota; Agaricomycetes; Polyporales; Laetiporaceae. The record is from RefSeq and is a predicted model, not a curated record. The coding region runs from base 1 to 723 and encodes 240 amino acids.